Messenger RNA from Fusarium keratoplasticum, 753 nucleotides. RefSeq lists its product as uncharacterized. Lineage: Eukaryota; Fungi; Ascomycota; Sordariomycetes; Hypocreales; Nectriaceae. The coding region runs from base 1 to 753 and encodes 250 amino acids. Gene Ontology annotation, biological process: glutathione metabolic process. The transcript is spliced from 2 exons. Gene Ontology annotation, molecular function: glutathione transferase activity. The record is from RefSeq and is a predicted model, not a curated record.
AUGUCCCAACCAGAGUAUGAACUCAUCUACUGGCCCGGCCUCCCUGGCCGCGGCGAGUUCGUCCGCCUCUUGUUCGAGGAAGCCGCUGUCUCCUACUUGGACAUUGCAAAGACGCCCGACCAGGCUGUCCCCGCUGUCAUGAGCCACAUUUCAGCUGAGAACCGUGGUGAUGCUCACAACCCUCCUCCUUUGGCACCUCCCAUUCUCAAACACGGUGAUUUGAUUAUCAAUCAACUGCCCAACAUCCUCCUCUACCUUGCCCCGAAGCUUGGUCUGGCUCCCAAGGAGGGUGACGCCGUUUAUCACCUCAACCAGAUCUCUCUGACCAUCAUCGAUGGUCUUGUCAACGAGAUUCACGACACUCACCACCCCAUCGCCGUCGGCCUGUACUAUGAAGACCAGAAGGAGGAGGCCAAGAAGCGGUCCAAGUACUUCAUCAAGGACCGCCUCCCCAAGUUCUUUGGCUACAUGCAGCGAGUUCUCGAGGCAAAGACGAGCGGCCAAGGCCCGUGGCUGUACGGCGACAGUCUGACAUAUGUGGAUCUAGUGCUAUUCCAGUGUGUUGACGGCACGGCAUUUGCCUUCCCCAAGUCAGUCCAAGCACUGGAGCAGUCUGGCAAGUAUGAUGAUGUCUUCAAGUUGUAUGUGGAGGUGAAGGCCAGGCCCAACAUCGCCAAGUAUCUGGCAAGCGACAGGCGCCAGCCAUACGGGGAUGGCAUCUGGCGGAGAUACCCCGAGUUGGAGGAGGAUUGA